GUCACACACACACACACACACACUCUCCCCCUCCUCCCUAGUCGGCUGCUAUCUGAUCUAUGAUGAUAUGUGAUCUCUUGGAUACAACCACACACACACACGCACACACACAAACCACCCGGCAUUGCUACCCAGCUGAGCAAAAUGUCUUUCUCCUUGCAACGGUGCUCAUCAUAGCUUUCAAAUCCUUGACGAUGUGGCCAUGCUUUCCCCUCUGCCUUCUACUUUCUCUCGGUUUCUGCCUGCUCUUCCUGCCCUUGGGGCAUCUGUGCCCUCCUCUCUGUAGCUGUAUGGACUCCCACACCAUAGACUGCAGGGAUCAAGGACUCCCCACUGUUCCUAAUCUUUUUCCACUGGACGUACGGAAACUUCUCAUAGCUGACAACAACAUUCAGGCGAUACCCGCUGAUUUCUUUAUAUUUUAUGGGGACCUGGUCUACUUGGACUUCAGGAAUAAUUCAAUCACCUCCUUAGAAGAGGGCACUUUCAGCAGUUCCACCAAGCUGGUGUUUUUAGACCUAAGCUACAAUAAUUUAACGCAGCUUGAUGCUGGGAUAUUCAAGUGGGCAGAGAAGCUGAUAAAAUUAAGCCUUGGGAACAAUAACCUAGUGGAUGUGGACGAGGCAGCUUUUGAGAACCUGGAACAGCUCCAAGUGUUAGAACUGAAUGACAAUAACUUGCAGAGCCUCAACGUGGCUGCCCUGGAUGCACUUCCGUCCCUUCGGACUAUACGUCUAGAGGGCAACCCGUGGGUCUGUGACUGUGACUUUGCCAACCUCUUCAGCUGGAUACAAGAGAAUGCAUCUAAGCUUCAGAAAGGUCUACAUGAACUCCAGUGUUCCCUGCCAGUGGAAAACAGAAGAAUCUCUCUGGAUGAAUUAUCUGAGGUCAGCUUCAGUGAAUGCAAAUUUAGUUUGUCGUUAACGGAUCUGUUGAUCAUCAUCUUCUCUGGAGUCGCGGUCUCCAUCGCCGCCAUUCUGUCAAGCUUCCUCUUGGCGGCGCUGGUGCAUUGCUUCCAGAGAUGCGCUCCCAGCAAAGAUGACGAUGACGAGGAAGACAGCGAGGACUGAACCUUUCCUGUAUUUAAAUAUCCCUCGUUUAUAAAUUACUGGAUCAACAGUCAAUGUCAAAGAAGAAGAAAGAAAGAAAGAAAAAGAAAAGCGAACCUAGAUCUCUUGAUGCUGGAUCUGUUUCUGUGGAGUUCAAUCAAAUGAUGCUUUUAAACUCAGGGUGGGGCUAGGGGAGAAAGAAAGAGGGGAAUGAAUCCAAAAGAAGUCCCAGUGUUUGGAAAAGGUUGUCCUCAUGAUAGCAUAUUGUACUUAAUAGAUUGUUCUAAUUGCACCCUGAAAGGGGCCCACUAUAUGUAGCAUAAAUACAGAGCUCUCAGUUGGAAAUACAGAAGCAAUUUCAUAUGGUCUCCUCCCUCUACCUGGGGAGGGGGAGAGCCAGUAAACUCCCCCAACUUCCCAAACGACCAAAUUCAAUUAAAUUGGUUCAUAGAGUUGUGUAAACCAUUAGAGGAAGUUUGACGUUUUCUUUACACAUGGUGUCUCUGCAAAGAUUCUCCCACAAGUCAGUGCUCCGAGUUAUGGGCCUCAUUCAAGCAAAGAAACAUUUUAAAUAAACCAAUCGUGUUCUAGGUCUCAACAACAACAAAAAACAACCCUCAAGCAUUAGCUGCAGUUAAGCCACUUCCCAGCAUACCUUUGGCCAGGGUAUAAAUAAUGAUAGAUUUCCUUUGUGGUUUUGGGGGCAAUGAAGCAAAGACAACCCUUAGCUCUGCAAUACUGGGGACCAGGACCUUUCUCCUAAUGUAUCAUUAAAUCCUGGAACAACACUGGGUGUCAUUAGCCACUUGAACAACUUCACUAUAAUCAGCAGAGGGACACUCCAACUGGAAUUGCAGUCUGCAUACUGCAGAAACUGUACUGAAAUACUCUGGUGCAUUCGUUCUACUUCAUUAUAAAUAGAGCUUCAUUAUACCCAAGUUCACGACCAUGAGACCUGAGCAUGAAGCAGAACACUGCAUUUGAACAUCCCCAAAGAUUGAGAGGUUUCUUCUGAGUUUGCAUUUUAAAAUUGGUUCCCUCAGCUGAACUGGAAAAGCCCCAGUCUCGGGGCAUUUGCAAUCUGGGUCAGAUCUGUCUCCGAGUUUUGAAGCUUAAGGCCAGGCCUAGCUAGAAGUGAGUUCCAAGUAUGAGUAUACGAAGUUCCUAUUAUAAAAUACAAAACAAACCAUCUGGAUUGUGAAUACCCACAAUAUUGGAUUAGACCAGUAGAGGCUCCCUGGCCAUUAAUACGCAUUGAGACGAGGCCAAGGGUAAAAUGUGGCUGUGGAUCAUGGUUCAGAAUAUAAAUCCCCAUCCACGUUUAGACACUGAUUUGGGGCAGGAUUUAAAUAUGUGCUGAAGCCCCAAUGAUUUCAGUAGGAUUGAAGCAUGUGAUUAAGUGCUGUCCUGAAUAAGGAUGCUUUGAUGAAUCAGGGUCUUAGGAGGUACUCUCAUAGCAGAGAUGGCUUCUCCCCCACCCCAGUCACAGUCAUCCCAACAGCCUUGGCACUGGAUAGAAGGAUUAUGUUAUGUUUCCACAAGGCAGGAAUCACCAGGGAGUUUGCUCAGGAAGGGGGCUGACAUUUAUCAAAGAAUGUUUUAAAUCGUUUAUUUCUUCAGUGAGUCAAUAUUGAAUAAAUAGACAUGAUGAAAAAUGAUGAUUGUAAUGCAUGGAACUGGGGUGAGAUAUUAGAAGAACUGAGAAUCUUCUCCUACUCUUGCUUUGGCAGCAUGACACAGUCAAUGAAAAUUAUUGGCCAAUAAGGCCCUGAUCUUGCAAACAGAUCCAGGCGGGACGAUCCUGGUAUUCACACACCCCUUAUUGAAUUCAGUUGGACUUCAAGCAGGAGCAAGGGUCUGCUUGCAGAAUCUGGCUCUAAAAUAUUGUUUUGAAAUACUAAGGGCUAUGUUCUGCUCACAGUUGCACUGGUAUCAAUCCAGAAUAACACCAGUGAAAUCAAUGGAGUUAAUCCAGAUAGGCACCAAUGCAAACAAGAGCGGAAUCUGGCUCUAGAAUGCGUCAAUUCUGACUGUAUUAUAGGUCUUGUCAACACUUGAUUUCAUCUAUAAAAGGGCAGAUAUUUUUGUUAAAAAGAUAAAUGAACAUUUAUUACAGGAGAUUUUUGGAAUAGCAAUGGACAGCUUUUUUGGACAAGUAUAUUUUUAAAAAAUUUGUCAUGGAAAUAUUUUUUUAAAAAUGUACAGACUGAAAAUAUUAUUUAGAAAAGCUACGAAGACUGAAAAUAGUAUUAAAAAAAAACAAAAACAAACACAAAAAAUGUAAAAGCAAGCCAAGAACUAUGCUCUGUUGUAGAAGACUCAGAUGUGACCAUAAGUAGCAUCUAACUACUGUAAAAACUGGUAUUGUUUCUGUAAAACAUUUUGUUUGCUAUGAUUUUGCCUUGCACAAUUCAUGCGGAUUGAUUUUUAUGGCAAUCACCCAAAUCCCUUGUAUCUAUAGUGUGUGCUAAUUGCUCAAACAGAUGGGAGUGAAAUUUAAUUUGCCUAUUUGACAGGUCGUGUGGGUCAGUGGAUAAGGAACAAGACUGGGACUUAAGAGACCUGCGUUCGGUUUCCAGCUCUACCAUUGGCCUGCUGUGUGACUUUUGACAGGUCACGUUCCGUCUCUGUGCCUCAGUUUCCCUAUCUGUACAAGGGGGAUUAAUACUUAUUUAUCUUUACAAAGUGCUUUGAGAUCUGUGGGUGAAAAGCACUAUUGGGCUAUGUGUUAUUAUUACAUAAGCUAGGCUGGAGCACAAGAUAUACAGUAAAUCUAAUUCUGAUCUUACAUCAGUAUAAUUCCAUUGAUCUCGGUGGAGUUACUUCUCAUGUACACCAGGGUGAGAUCAGAAUCCAGCCUAGUGUAAUUCAGUUUCUCAUUCCACCCUCUCUCUCCAGCUUCUUCAACUUGAUGUAAUGUUACAGUUAUAAUCAUAAGACUAUUCUUUCUGGAAAUACACUGAGACAAAAUUAAGUGGUCCAGUCAAAGGAUAUGCUGCAUCAAUUCUCUCUUACUCUCUUCUUGCUCUUUCAAGAAAAUGAAACGACGUGAUUUUCACUAUGUAGUGCCAUGGUUACAAAUUACACAAAUAUAUUUCUAAUGAAUAUAUUGCUUCUGUUGUUUAUUUGUAUAUGAGAAUGAACACAACACCUC
Mauremys reevesii (Reeves's turtle) is the source of this 4203-nucleotide messenger RNA. It is a transcript of the gene LRRC38, whose product is annotated as leucine rich repeat containing 38. The transcript is spliced from 2 exons. NCBI's taxonomy places the organism in Eukaryota, Metazoa, Chordata, Testudines, Geoemydidae. Gene Ontology annotation, molecular function: potassium channel activator activity; transmembrane transporter binding; voltage-gated potassium channel activity. The coding region runs from base 60 to 1070 and encodes 336 amino acids. The record is from RefSeq and is a predicted model, not a curated record. Gene Ontology annotation, cellular component: voltage-gated potassium channel complex.